Molecule: messenger RNA, 6007 nt
Organism: Cavia porcellus (domestic guinea pig)
Lineage: Eukaryota; Metazoa; Chordata; Mammalia; Rodentia; Caviidae
Gene: Slc12a5
Product: solute carrier family 12 member 5
Exons: 26
Coding region: 148-3495 (1115 amino acids)
Biological process (GO): chloride ion homeostasis; potassium ion homeostasis; potassium ion import across plasma membrane
Cellular component (GO): plasma membrane
Molecular function (GO): potassium:chloride symporter activity
Source: RefSeq, a predicted model, not a curated record
CCGGGCGGGCGGGCGGGCACUGCAGCUUCUUCCUCUGUGGAGCGGAGAGCGAGCGAGAGAGCUCGAGCGAGCCAGAGAGCGGCGAAGGCGGGCAGAGGGGCGCGGGCAAGCGGCGCAGCCACCCCAGCCCCGCGCCGCGCCGCCACCAUGCUCAACAACCUGACGGACUGCGAGGACGGCGAUGGGGGCGCCAACCCUGGUGAUGGCAACCCUAAGGAAAGCAGUCCCUUCAUCAACAGCACGGACACAGAGAAGGGAAAGGAGUACGAUGGCAAGAACAUGGCCCUGUUCGAGGAGGAGAUGGACACCAGCCCCAUGGUGUCCUCCCUGCUCAGUGGCCUGGCCAACUACACCAACCUGCCCCAGGGAAGUAGGGAGCACGAAGAGGCGGAAAACAAUGAGGGUGGAAAAAAGAAGCCGGUGCAGGCCCCACGCAUGGGCACCUUUAUGGGUGUGUACCUCCCGUGCCUGCAGAACAUCUUUGGCGUCAUCCUCUUCCUGCGGCUCACCUGGGUGGUGGGCAUCGCAGGCAUCAUGGAGUCCUUCUGCAUGGUCUUCAUCUGCUGCUCCUGUACGAUGCUCACGGCCAUUUCGAUGAGUGCGAUUGCAACCAAUGGUGUUGUCCCUGCUGGUGGCUCCUACUACAUGAUUUCCAGGUCUCUGGGCCCAGAGUUUGGGGGCGCCGUGGGCCUCUGCUUCUACCUGGGUACCACCUUUGCUGGGGCCAUGUACAUCCUGGGUACCAUCGAAAUCCUGCUGGCUUAUCUCUUCCCAGCUAUGGCCAUCUUCAAGGCAGAGGAUGCCAGUGGGGAGGCAGCCGCCAUGUUGAACAACAUGCGUGUGUAUGGCACCUGUGUGCUCACCUGUAUGGCCACUGUGGUAUUUGUGGGUGUCAAGUAUGUCAACAAGUUUGCCCUGGUCUUCCUGGGUUGUGUCAUCCUCUCCAUCCUGGCCAUCUAUGCUGGGGUCAUCAAGUCUGCCUUUGACCCACCCAACUUCCCGAUCUGCCUCCUGGGGAACCGCACACUCUCUCGUCAUGGCUUUGAUGUCUGUGCCAAGCUGGCUUGGGAAGGAAAUGAGACAGUGACCACGCGGCUCUGGGGCCUUUUCUGCUCCUCCCGCUUCCUCAAUGCCACCUGUGAUGAGUACUUCACCCGAAACAAUGUCACGGAGAUCCAGGGGAUCCCUGGUGCUGCCAGUGGCCUCAUCAAAGAGAACCUGUGGAGCUCCUACUUGACCAAGGGGGUGAUUGUGGAGAGACGCGGGAUGCCCUCGGUGGGCCUGCCUGAUGGCACCCCCAUCGACAUGGACCACCCCUAUGUCUUCAGCGAUAUGACCUCCUACUUUACCCUGCUGGUUGGCAUCUACUUUCCCUCAGUCACAGGGAUCAUGGCCGGCUCUAACCGCUCUGGCGACCUGAGGGAUGCUCAGAAGUCCAUUCCCACGGGCACCAUCCUGGCUAUUGCCACCACCUCUGCUGUCUAUAUCAGCUCAGUUGUUCUGUUUGGGGCCUGCAUUGAGGGGGUCGUCUUACGGGACAAGUUUGGCGAAGCUGUGAAUGGCAACCUGGUGGUGGGCACGCUCGCCUGGCCAUCACCCUGGGUCAUUGUCAUCGGAUCCUUCUUCUCCACCUGUGGGGCUGGGCUGCAGAGCCUCACGGGGGCCCCGCGUCUGCUGCAGGCCAUCUCCCGGGAUGGCAUAGUGCCCUUCCUGCAGGUCUUUGGCCACGGCAAAGCCAAUGGAGAACCAACCUGGGCCCUGCUGUUGACAGCUGGCAUCUGUGAGAUCGGCAUUCUCAUCGCCUCCCUCGACGAGGUUGCCCCCAUCCUGUCCAUGUUCUUCCUGAUGUGCUACAUGUUUGUGAACCUGGCCUGUGCCGUGCAGACGCUGCUGAGGACGCCCAACUGGAGGCCACGCUUUCGCUAUUACCAUUGGACCCUCUCCUUCCUGGGCAUGAGCCUGUGCCUGGCCCUCAUGUUCAUCUGCUCCUGGUAUUACGCGCUGGUGGCCAUGCUUAUUGCCGGACUCAUCUACAAGUACAUCGAGUACCGUGGGGCAGAGAAGGAGUGGGGCGAUGGGAUCCGAGGCCUGUCUCUCAGCGCCGCCCGCUAUGCGCUCUUGCGCCUAGAGGAAGGGCCGCCGCAUACCAAGAACUGGAGACCCCAGCUGCUGGUGCUAGUGCGCGUGGACCAGGACCAGAAUGUGGUGCACCCACAGCUGCUCUCACUGACCUCCCAGCUCAAGGCAGGGAAGGGCCUGACCAUUGUGGGCUCUGUCCUCGAGGGUACCUUUCUGGAUAACCACCCCCAGGCCCAGCGGGCAGAAGAGUCUAUUCGGCGCCUGAUGGAGGCAGAGAAGGUGAAGGGCUUCUGUCAGGUGGUGAUCUCCUCCAACCUGCGAGACGGCGUGUCCCACCUGAUCCAGUCCGGAGGCCUCGGCGGGCUGCAGCACAACACCGUGCUUGUUGGCUGGCCCCGUAACUGGCGGCAGAAGGAGGAUCACCAGACCUGGAGGAACUUCAUCGAACUGGUCCGGGAAACUACAGCUGGACACCUGGCCCUGCUGGUCACCAAGAACGUUGCCAUGUUUCCCGGGAAUCCUGAGCGCUUCUCCGAGGGCAGCAUUGACGUCUGGUGGAUCGUGCACGACGGAGGCAUGCUCAUGCUGCUGCCCUUCCUGCUGCGGCACCACAAGGUCUGGCGCAAGUGCAAGAUGCGAAUCUUCACUGUGGCUCAGAUGGACGACAACAGCAUUCAGAUGAAGAAGGACCUGACUACAUUUCUGUAUCACUUGCGGAUCACCGCGGAGGUGGAGGUGGUGGAGAUGCACGAGAGUGACAUCUCAGCUUACACUUACGAGAAGACACUGGUGAUGGAGCAGCGCUCCCAGAUCCUCAAACAGAUGCAUUUGACCAAGAACGAGCGCGAGCGGGAGAUCCAGAGUAUCACAGAUGAGUCUCGAGGCUCGAUCAGGAGAAAGAACCCAGCCAACACUCGGCUCCGCCUCAACGUCCCAGAAGAGACAGCUGGUGAUGGCGAGGAGAAACCAGAGGAGGAGGUGCAGCUGAUCCAUGACCAGAGUGCUCCCAGCUGCCCCAGCAGCUCACCAUCCCCAGGGGAAGAACCUGGGGAGGGCGAGACAGACCCCGAGAAGGUGCAUCUGACCUGGACCAAGGACAAGUCGGCAGCAGAAAAGAAUAAGGGGCCCAGUCCCGUCUCCUCAGAGGGCAUCAAGGACUUCUUCAGCAUGAAGCCGGAGUGGGAGAACUUGAACCAGUCCAACGUGCGGCGCAUGCACACGGCCGUGCGGCUGAACGAGGUCAUCGUGAAUAAAUCCCGGGACGCCAAACUUGUUUUGCUCAACAUGCCCGGGCCUCCCCGCAACCGCAAUGGUGACGAAAACUACAUGGAGUUCCUGGAGGUCCUCACGGAGCACCUGGACAGGGUGAUGCUGGUCCGCGGCGGCGGCCGCGAAGUCAUCACCAUCUACUCCUGAGGGCCAGGACCUGCCCACCCGGGCCCGAGCGCGCCCGGCCCGCGGCCCCGGAGACCCCGCCGCGCCCCCCGCCGCUGUCACCGUUUACAUACAGACCCUGUGCCCGAACCCUGGCCCCUUCCCCCGCUGCCUGAAGCUGGAGGCCACGCCCGUCGGGGGUGACUCGCAGAGGCCGCCAGGAGUGCGGAGCCCAAGCGCCGGGCGCCCGCCGUCCCGCGGGUCCAUGGCUGCGGUGGCGCUGCCUGCCGUUUUUCUAAAUCCGGCCUUGUCCCGCCGGAGGAGACGCUGCAAUAAACGCCGGGAGCAGGCGUGAAGAGGAGGGGAGCCGGGCCCGAGGACCCCCAGGUAGCCCACGAGGCCCUUCCCCCGUCCCUCCUCGGCCCUCGCCCUGCGUCCCUCUGCGCUGCUGCCCGUCCCGGCCACGGCCGGGAGGGCGCGGGGCGAAGAUCGCGCCCGCGGCCCCGCAGCCCUUCUCGCCGAGCCGCGGGGUGCGGCUGAGCCUAUACAUAGUGUACAGGAGACAUCGCGUGUAUUUUUAACGUCCCAUACUUACGUGACUAGAAGCGCAACGGACUUCUCGCCACAGCCGAGCUCUCCCGCUGGGGGGCCCGGAGAGCGGAGCCCUCGAGAAGCUGGGUUUUCCUGAAGUCCAAGAGUCCGAGAGCCAAAGUGCUUCAGGCCCAGGCGGGGGCGCGGUCCCGGCCCCUCGACACCCCCUCCCCGCUCGUCUCGGCGCUCUUCCCGCGCACCCUUGGCCUCCCUCCCUUCCCUCCAGUUCGUAUCAGAGACAGGUGAGACAAGUGUCCAGCUUUUCCUGGCUUUGCCUCUCAGCGGAUAUGAGUUUCCACUGCGGCUGCAGAGACGCGCACAACCUCUGCUCGUCGGCUCUUAUGCAAGUUGGGGCCAGGAUAGGGGAGGGGCGCUCCUUAAGGGGAGAAACCCAGAGAGGUCCGCGCCCCACCGAGGAAGCCCCGCCCCGGUGCCUUCGCUGGGGAGCAGGCAGCUCUCCUCAGUUGGUUUGUCGCCUAUCCCAUGCCCCCUAUCCCAUGGCUCCUCGCCAAAGACUGAAUCUUGGAGCUGGAGGGCCCCCCUCCCCAGCGUUCCCUCCCUGGGACAGGUGAGGAAGAAGGGGCAAUUCUGGUUCAGGGGCCAGACCCACCGGGAGGCCCUAGCACCGCCCCUGAAGUUCCCUCCCCUGGUCACUCCGCAACUUGCGGCCUUGGCUUCGGAGACCAGCUGCCUACCCGGAGCUCUGAGGCCAGGUCCCGCUGCUAGGCAGCGGCCUCUAGCUUGUCUCCCAGGCAUCGUGGCCCGGGGGAGGGCUGGAGUUACAAGCACUUUGUUCUCAGCGCCUCUCUGCCCUCCUCUAGCUAGAACCCAAGGCCUCCAGCUUUCCCCAACUCCAGUCUUCGGCGCUUCCGCUCCACUAGCCUGGUCGGAGGUGCCCCCUGCCCCUUAGAAAAGGCGUUUGGCAGGGUCCCUUCCCCCAGGGCACGUUUCUAACGCGGGGCAGGGGCACGACGCAGGCACUGCAUGCUCAUUUCCAGCGUCCUCUGGGAUUGGGUACAGUACCUCCAGCCCCAGGGCCCUGACCUUGCACCUAGUUAGACCUCCUGCCCACAUCACAGAACUGGGCCACUGGGUACACCUGACCUCAUCAACUCCUUUCCUUUGAGCUCAAGGCAGAGAUGCAGCUGGUGCCAUCUACGCGGGUCAGGGGUGGCCAGGGGCAGGUCUGGAGAUCUGCAGGUUAGGCCAAGGACUCUGAGGUUUGAUCAGGGGACGGGCCUGAUUUUUUUCAGGUAAUAGCAAAGUAGAAGACACCAGCCCCCUGCACCCUUCCAAAGACCUCAGAGAACCAUGGGUCUUCCCUGCUGGGGACUUAGCUGUUCUGGGCUGGAGUGGUGCACUGGCAGAAGGGGAAAGGGGCUGCACCAACACCAAUUAGGGAACCAAAGCUGCACUAUCUGGGCCCAGACUGUCUGGUUGGCAAGAGCAAAGUUUCCGUUGAUGAUACAAACAUCCCACAACAAAAACCCAAGUUUUCUGUGCUACAUGUGCAAUAUUUGUUAUGAAUGUCAUGUCAUUCAUCAAAUUAUCUUUAUAAUCACUGUAGCUGUUUCACGUCCAUUCAAGUGACUUUUAUUCUGAGUGCAAUAUUUCAAUAGCCUUGUAGUGAUAACUAGUGUUGCUUUUGUUUUAGAUGAUCUCUGUGCAGGGCAAUGCAAUGAAGUUGAAAACUCUUGUAAAUAGGAAAGGUUGCAAACCAAAUCAAGAGUAUUUAUUACUAUUAUUACUAUUAUUAGGCCUGCCUUUAAUUUUCAGUGUUUCAGUAUUCCGCAUCCUGCCUCAGUAUUGAUCUUGUGUUCUUUGUGCCAAUAUGAAAAGGAGAGGGUUGGUUCUUUCCUUUAUUGUUGAAUGCUCCCAUUUAAUGCUUUAAGGCUUUUACUGUAUUUUUUAGACUCCCGUCUGCACAAAAUGCAAUAAAAAUAAUUUUAUUAUACCCUUCAAA